This is a messenger RNA of Trifolium pratense (red clover), 2102 nucleotides long. RefSeq lists its product as uncharacterized. The record is from RefSeq and is a predicted model, not a curated record. The transcript has a single exon. NCBI's taxonomy places the organism in Eukaryota, Viridiplantae, Streptophyta, Magnoliopsida, Fabales, Fabaceae. Bases 201 to 1103 code for a protein of 300 amino acids.
AACAACUUUUAGUACUGUUUUUUCGAGUUGCCCUAGACACGUGGUGCUUCAUGAGCCAGCCACCGUACUGCCGUUAUCAUUAUCGUUUCCUGCUCUCCUUCCCAGCAAGGAGAAACGUCUCAGUUAACUAAAAAAAACCAAGUUAGAGAGAGAAACUCAGAGAGAGAGAGAAAGAGAGAAUUUCACUAUCGCUUAUCUUCAUGGAAGCUGAACACGUGUGGCGCGUGGGAGCGUGUAACAGAAACUCUACUCUCAAUAACGAUAACAAUAUCUUCAACGGAAUAAUGCUCCGUUUUCGUCCGAUCGCACCGAAGCCUGUCACCGGAAAUUCAUCCACCACCGGAGAACUAACUCCGACAAACACCGCAUCAUCACUUCCAGGUAAAAGAACUAAGAGAAAGUACGUUAGAAUUCGUAGAAACAACGGUUACGUGAAAAAGAAUAACUGUAAUAAAUCACCGGAAAAAGUUGUUGAAACUACCGAGGAUAUGAAUAACGUAGCGGCGGUUGUUACUUUACAGUUGAUGCCGGAAAAAGAAACUCCUCUCGCCGGUGAUUCGUGGUGUAAAAACGUUGAUCUUAAUCUAACGGUUGAAAAUAUUCAGAUCUUGGAUAAUCCAAAUCCGAAUCAAGAUCUGGAAAAGGAAAACGUUAGAAAUUUUUUAGAUCUGAUACCGACGGCGGAGAAAGUGGUGGUUGAGUCUUGGAUAACGGUGGAGAGCGUGACAGGCACGUGCAUGAGUGAAGAAGGAGAAAGAGUUUCACGUUGUACGGACGUUGAGAAAAUGAAGAUUCUAGAAACGGACACGUGUCCGUGUUUUGUAACAGACGGUUACAGUAGAGUUUUUUGGGUGAACGACGGUUACAAGAAGAUGGUAUUAAACGACGUGAGUAAAGAGAUUGAAGUUGUCGUUUGGUUGAAGGUGAAGGAGAGUGUUGCAUGGUGUUAUUCUUACCCAGCGUUUACCUGUGGUGUGAGAUUACAGUACACGUGGCGUAAUGAAAAGUGUUUAAAAAUGGUUCCUUGUGAUGUUUGGAGAUUAGAGUGUGGUGGGUUUGCAUGGAGAUUAGACGUUAAAGCUGCUCUUAGUUUGGGUCUUUGAGAAUUCACAAAAUCAUAGACAUAUAACAAUAAUAAUAUCGAAUUAAUAUCUAUAUCUAUAUUGAUAUCUAUAUCUAUAUAUAAAUAUAUGGAUAGUACCUAGCUCAUGGUGUUCUAUGGAUUAAGGAAGGAGCAAGCUAAGCUAAGGCCUUCUACACUCUCUCCCACAACACUACUCGUGGAUAGGUAUUAUUCAAGUUAAAGUUUUCUAGUAUUGUUUGAAGAAACUUUAGUAGAAUGUCUAAAAAGGUGUGAGAAUGUGUCUAUGAUGAGUGUUUCACUAUAAACUAAGUGGUUAUUGUUGAUAUCUAUUAUGCACGAUGCAGCAGCUGCAAAAUUAUUAAAACUGAAUGCAACGUUGAAUCAAUGAAGAUUCAAUAAUUGUAUGUAUUUAGAUUCUCCGCAGUUGUUAUGUUAUUAUAGACAAUAUAGAGUUGUUGGAUUUGAAUUUAGAGAACGUAAAAUAUUUAAUUUAAUUUCUCUAUUUUAAAUUUAUUGACUCUAUAUUGACUACAGUUGUAUAUGUAGUUGUAUAACUGGACAACUGUUGUUGUAGAGAAUCUAAAUCCAUAACUGUGUAGAUAAUAUGUGUCAUAAACUUAAGGGUUCGUGGAUUAAGGAAGAUAAAGAGAGGUUUGUUUGGUCAUCUUUUGGUAGAUGGGAGUGUUGAAAAGUAAUUAGGGAUUGGAAGCUAUAAUAACACAUGCGAAGUGGUGAAACUUAAAAGGUACUUCUAUUACUAUUGAUACAUGCCAUAUGUCUAUGUGACUAUUGGUUUAGUUUAAAGUGUGUAAUAACUAUUAUUGUCGCUCUAAGACUUUGAGACUAAUUGUAUGAUAUUGCAUGAUAAUGACUUACUUAGCUUAUCUAAUCUAUCUAAUGUAUGAUAAUAAUUGUAUAUACACAUAGUUUUUUUAAAUAAGCGUUUAUAUACCUAGCUAGAGAGAGUGUACUGAUUAGAGUAGAGAGUAUAUAUAGCUCAUAUAAAAAAGAGGAAGAA